AUGAUAGAUAAAAUAAGAUCAUUUCUUCCAUCUCCUAGGUCGCUGGAGCCAUUAGAGCCCUUGAAAAAGAGAGUUAAAAGGAAGGAACGACCUUCAAAAUGCAUUCUCUCAAGAUCAAUCUACGAGGAAACAGACCUUUCAAGACUCACACCCAGGCAGAGAUUGCUUCAUCAAAAGUAUCAGGAAAACAAAAAUAAUGUAUCAAGCUUUUUUCUUCUUUCAAACAAUAUCCCAAUAGAAAGACAUAUUGAUAUCAAACCAAAAAAAUUGAAUGAAGAAGCUCCUAGUAAAUCUACGGAUAAAUCCAUAGAACUUGAUUGCGAAGCCAAUUGGAAGGUUAGAGAUGGCAAUAGCCUACAGGAAGAAAAGAACUUUUUAAUUUUAACUAGUGACCUGUAUAAUAGCUCGUACAAAGAUAUUGAAGAGGAGCAAAGCUCAUCAGAAAGUAACGAUGAGGUGAUAGAGGCAGCAGAAAUAGAAUCUCCCUUUCGUAGUAGGAUACCCGAAAAUGCUAGUGAUAAAGAUCAUCAUAUCUGCAAAGAUUGUUUCAAAGAUGCCGUGGAAAUAUAUUACAUCCUUGAGAGGAUAAGUGAUGUACAUAAGUGUAGGCUCAAAAACUUUAUAUUACUUCAUAAGUACAAAAUACGGCAAAACUUCAAAAAAAAGCUAUGUUUCAGUACAAUCAGAAGAGAGGAAACCGCAUUUAUAAAAACAUUGGAGAAGGUUGAAUGUUGUAUGGAGAAACCUAGGUUUUAA
Messenger RNA from Encephalitozoon intestinalis ATCC 50506, 756 nucleotides. RefSeq lists its product as uncharacterized. The transcript has a single exon. The record is from RefSeq and is a predicted model, not a curated record. NCBI's taxonomy places the organism in Eukaryota, Fungi, Microsporidia, Unikaryonidae. Bases 1 to 756 code for a protein of 251 amino acids.